This is a messenger RNA of Papaver somniferum (opium poppy), 709 nucleotides long. RefSeq names its product bet1-like SNARE 1-1. The transcript has 5 exons. Bases 116 to 496 code for a protein of 126 amino acids. The record is from RefSeq and is a predicted model, not a curated record. NCBI's taxonomy places the organism in Eukaryota, Viridiplantae, Streptophyta, Magnoliopsida, Ranunculales, Papaveraceae.
CCAUGGUCCCUAAAAAAUCAUUCUUUAGAAAACUGGUUUCUUCUCUUGAGAUUUCUUUCAAAACAAUUGCCACUGCUGCUGCUGCUGUUGAGAUUUGGUUUGUAAUUUCAUUAGGAUGUCUUCAUCAAUGAUGAAAAGGGACUACAGGAACAAUAGAUCCGCUCUCUUUGAUGGAAUUGAAGAGGGAGGAAUCAGGGCUGCCCCAUCAUACUCCUCCCAUGAAAUUAACGAGCAGGAUAAUGAUAGAGCUAUGGAUGGACUGCAAGACAGAGUCCUGCUGUUAAAGAGAUUGACAGGUGAUAUACACGAGGAGGUUGAGCAUCAUAAUCGUGUUCUUGACCGAAUGGGAAAUGAAAUGGAUUCAUCAAGGGGAAUUCUGUCGGGAACCAUGGAUCGGUUUAGGAUGGUCUUUGAAACCAAGUCAAGCCGGAGAAUGUUUACACUCGUGGCAUCAUUCGUGGUCAUCUUUCUCGUCGUGUAUUAUCUGACCAAGUAGUGAAGUUCAUCUAGGUUUGCAAUAACUGCCAAGUCCUUUUUCUACCUUGAUACAGUUAGUGUUUUUCGUUACAUACUAUAUACUACUAGUAAACAACCCAUCUGUAUGAUACAUGAACUGUGCGGAGUCUAUAAAUAUCAGUUGUAUAAGAUCUUGGGUACUCAUGUUAAAGGUGUUUCUCUUAAUUUUAUUUAUGCCUUCCGGUAAAUGUCA